Molecule: messenger RNA, 648 nt
Organism: Lactuca saligna
Lineage: Eukaryota; Viridiplantae; Streptophyta; Magnoliopsida; Asterales; Asteraceae
Source: the annotation of a GenBank genome assembly
AUGUAUAUGAAUGAGGAAGUUAGUGAACUUAAGAAAGAAAUAGAAGAACUAGAGCAUUUAUUGCAGGAUGAAGAGAAAUGUAGAGCUGCGAUCGCGAAGCUGAACCCCAACAAUAACAGGAGCCACGAAAGAAUAUUGGAAAUUAGUAUCACAGUAAAAGGAGAUGGACCGAUUGUGUUAGUUUUAGCUCCAACUUGUGAACUUGCUGUUCAAAUACAACAAGAAGCAACUAAAUUUGGCACAACUUCAAAGAUUAAGAAUACUUGCAUUUAUGGUGGGGUUCCAAAGGUUCCUCAAGUUCGUGAUUUACAGAAAGGUGUUCAUAUUAUCAUUGCUACACCUGGAAGAUUGAUUGAUAUGUUGGAGUCUCAUCAUACAAACCUGAGGAGGGUGACUUACCUUGUGUUGGAUGAGGCAUAUAGGAUGCUUGACAUGGGUUUUGAACCUCAAAUGAAAAAAAUUGUUUCACAGGUGGUUAUUAGUUCACAAGACUUAAAAGCUAACCAUUCGAUUCACCAACAUGUUGAUAUUGUUACUCAGAAUCAAAAGUACAACAAAUUGGUGAAACUGUUGGAUGACAUCAUGGAUGGGAGUAGAAUUCUAAUUUUUAUGGACACGAAGAAAGGGUGUGACCAAAUCACUCGCUAG